UUUUUUUUUUUUUCAUACAAAUAUGAGUUUCAAAAGUGAGGCGAAAAAUCUUUUUUAUUCUUUAUUUCAUCUCUCGUUAGACUAUGGCAGAAUCACAAGAGAAUACAGGAGAACUCGGUUGGCCAGAGUUCAUAAAGACAAGAGUCGUGACGACCAUUACUAAUUCGGGUGUGUCUGACCGAUUAGACUUUUUAAACCAUUCACUUUUAAUUCGUCUUCGCAGAAAAGAUCUCCCCGUGGAAGCACUUCCUUCCUUGUUACAUUUGAUUUUUCUCACCAUUGCUCGUUACCGUGAUCGUGCUUCACGUCAUGCGAUUAUCGAAGUCAUUAAAGAAUUAAAUAAUUGGAACCCUGAAGUCUUUCAAAAAGUUUUCGUUCCUGUCAUUGCUAGAGAAGCCGAGAAAUGUGGCAAACGCAAGCCUACAGGUGAAUGUGUAUCUGCUGCUUCAGACCGUUUUGUCUUGUUGAGUUGGGUCAAUGUAUUAUUCACCAGUGUUUUAAAGCAAGUGACGAUCGAACAAGCCGCCAACAAUGCCCUCUUCGCCAGUAUUUUAAGCGCCCAAGCAGUAUUAAUCGAUUCACUUGUGGAUGAUGGAAAAAAGACGAUUGCUAAAAGUGCCGUAGCCGAUGUUCGACGUACCAUCCGACUUCACGCCGACGCCAUCCCUGUCAUGCUUCAAGUGGCACUUGCCAACGCACAAACAUGUACACCUUCUUUCAAAAAUGCUGUCUUGAUUGGCACCAUUGUCGAUGUGAGCUUACGUCUCAAGAACCGUGAGGAUGGACCUGUCAUGAUUAAAAACGUCGAACACCAAUUGACCGAGUAUUAUUUGAAGAACAUUGUUUCUUCAAGAACUGCCGUACAUGCCGCUGCUUUAGAUGCCUUUCACGAUUUUGUCCAAUCCAACAUCACCAAGGAAAAGUUUGAAGCUGAAUAUUUACCUGUGCUUGAUAAGAUGAUGCUUCGAUCCCCCGAGAUUGUUUUACAGGCUUUGGCACAUUUGACACCAGCAUUUUCUUUCGAUCCUUCCAGCAUUUUUGCAUCAAAGUGGUUAGAUCCUCUUCUCAACCAUUUACGCUCCACCUCACCCACCACCGUGAAAGGAGCCAAGGCAUUCUGGGAAGCUUUAGCCGCUGCCUGUUCCGACCGCGAUAGUUUGAUCAAAGUAGCCGAAGGUGUUUCUAAGCUCUUGACCAGCGGUAAAGUGAAUUCAUGGGAACAUCGUGUCAUUAUGUACAAUGCUCUUUCAUCGCUUGCUCAAGUUGCUGAACCUGCAGUCAGUCAAAAGGCUUUAGAGGGUUAUUUCGCUAUGACCGCUAAAGAAGCUCAUGAACAAGCCAUGGCUGCUGCUGUGGAUGGAAUUGGCCGCCACUUAACAGUCUUGAUCUACAAUGAUGAAUUCUGUGCCGCUCACCCUGACUUUGUUCAAAAGGUUGUCAAGACCUCUACAGAUGGAUUAAGUUCAGCCAAACCUUUAGCUAGAAAGCGAUGGGCCAACGUUGUGGGUAACACGGUGUGGGAUCAUCAACAACCCAGUGCUACUUUAAGUGCCAACGUUGUUAAAUACCUUCAAUCCUUGUUCAAGACAUUCAACACGAUUGUAGAUAAACCACUUUUAUGGAAGGAUGGACCUGUGGAAGCUUAUUUGACCAUCUCUAUUGUUUCUGGCCGUAUUCAACACUGGCCCAGUAUUCCUCAACCCGUUGUUGAUCUCCUCAAGACCCAAAAAUACCCCUCUUCUUUGUUAGUCACUUCCCCCAAGCCCAGUUAUUUGUUAUGGGAUCGUAUCUAUACAAAAGCUGUGCUUCCUGAAGAAGGACUCUGGCUUGUGCGUUCGCUCGUCAACGUUUUCAAGAAUGAAACCGAAGCCUCUUUGGAAAAGACAGGAGCUGGAUAUUUUAUUGCCCAGGCUCUUAUCUGGGUUAUCACUUCGCAUCCCGAAUACACUGUCCGUAACGCUGCAUAUGAGGAAACAUCUGCACUUGCAGCAGCUGAUCCUCGCAAGUUGAGUCAAUAUAUGAAGAAGGCACUCAAGCAAUGGUUAUUGGAUAUCGAAAACAAUACCAAGGAUUCAACUGCUGUGUCUGCUACACAUGCUGAAAGUUAUAAGAAGGAAAUUGCCACUGCACGUCUUGCUUCUGUUUUGAACGCCAUGACAGCCUAUGCUGAUGAUUUGGCUGAAUCUGCUAAGGGUGUCGAAUUGAUCGAUCUCUUGUUGUUAUCACAUCAUCAAUAUAUCGCUUCUCCUACCAAUAAAUAUAACUGGAUUACCUUGGUGCAGCGUGCUAACGUUGAUCCUGGAAAAUUAGUCAAGGAAAAAUCUGCUAAACUUUUAGAUAUUUUAAAGGAAACUUUGCAAGCACGUCAAGAGUCUCAACUCUUUUAUGAAGCUGCAUUGUCUGCCAUUUCCACCUUGGUCUUUAUUUCACCCAAAAUCAUGUACAACUUUUACGAGAUUGUGAAUGAAAACUUAUCCCCUGGCUGUAUGGCCAACAUUACCGAAUUAGACUGCAAUAUCUGGAAAUCCCCUGCCGACGUUGCCUUCAUCGAUGUUCUUAAGAAGGAUAAAAAAGUAGAGAGUCGUAACCGUAAGGGUAACAGUGAUGAUCAAUGGGAAGACGAUCUUCGUGCCGAGCUUGCCAAAAAGAAGGGUUUAGCACAAAAAUUGACCAAAGAGGAACAACUCGCAGUCAACAUGCAAUUGAAAAAGGAAGCUGGUAUUCGUGCUCAUGUUCAAGUCACUUAUGAAAAGCUCGUCUUGGGCUUAAACAUCAUUACUGCUCUUGUUCAAGGCAACUGUACUGCCUCUCAAGAAUAUUUGAACGAUUUCAUUCGUAUCUUGUUGGAUAUCGCCAAGCAAUCCGCUGGUCUCCUCGUUGAUGAUCUCUUGGUUGAUACCUACCUUAAAUUAGGCGAUUGUGUUGUUGACGAUCUUCAAGUGAUUCGUGAUGCCAUCGCCAUGGCUACGUUACGUGCUAACAACAUCCGUCCUAUUCCCUCCCGCUGGUUAGACGAACCAUUGGGUGCACUUAUCCCUCGUGUUCUUUUCCGUUUGCGUUUCAUUACUGAAUCUCGUCCUUUGCCUCCUGCUUCUUUCGGCUUCUGUUUCCCUGUCCUCUAUCAAGUCAUUGAACAAGGCGCUAUUGACUGUGAUAAGAAUGAUGAAUCUGCUCUUGAACAAGUCACGAUGGCCAUCGAUAUCAUUGGUUUCCAUUGUAUUCAUGGUGCCUCAACCAUCAUGCCUUGUAAGCUCAUGGUUGAAAUUUUGUUGCGUAGUAUUAAGGAUUAUCCCAUGUGCAGUAAAGCAGCCAAGACCUAUUUGGUUACACUUUGUGAAGCGAUGGCUGAUGAUGUUCCCAUGAGUGUGAUUGAGGCUUUGUUUAAUGGUUUAUUAUCCUCUGAAGUACUUGUACGUGCUGCUUCGCUUCAAGCCCUCGAACUCAUGGAUCUUACAGAUAUCGAUUAUUCACCCGAGCUCUGGGUUGCCUGUCACGAUGAAAAUGAGUCGAAUGCUGAUUUAGCCAAGAUUUUGUGGGAAGACAAUGCCAUGGAAGUGGAUGAAGAGUACAAGGACAAGUUAUUGACCUAUAUUGUUUCUGAUAGUGAGUAUGUGCGUCAAGCUGCUAGUAAAGCACUUGCUGAAGCUGUGGAGGAAUACCCUGAGUCUGUCUACGAGACCCUUCAAUCUGUAUAUGCCAUGUACAAGAAAUUGGCUGCUCCUCUUGAUCCUGAGUUUGAUGAAUACGGUAUGGUGAUUCCCGAGACCUUGGACCGUCAAGAUCCUUGGGCUGCUCGUGUUGGUCUUGCACUUACAUUAAAGGCUGUCGCUCCUUUCAUGCAACUCGAGAACGCUUCCAACUUCUGUAAGUUCUUGAUUAAAGAUCAAGCACUUGGUGAUCGUAAUGAACAAGUACGUAAGCGUAUGUUGGAAGCUGGUAUGGCUGCUAUCAACGCCUAUGGUAAGGUUGAUGUAGAAGAGUUCUUGGAGAUUUUCGAAAAUCAUUUGAACUCUCCUUCUGAUAAUGGAGAUGUCCAAGACUCUAUCCGUCAAGGUGUUGUCAUUCUUUAUGGUGGUGCUGCCGGUUACUUAUCCCCUGGUGACGAAAAAGUCAGUACUGCUGUUGAGAAACUGAUCGAGACUUUGGAUACACCCUCUGAAACUGUUCAAAGUGCUGUUGCCGAUUGUCUUCCCCCUCUCAUCAAGAUGUGUAAGGAAGAAGUACCUCGUCUUAUCAAGGCACUUUUGAACAAGCUUUUCAAGGGAGAAAAGUAUGCUCAACGUCGUGGUGCCGCUUAUGGUCUUGCUGGUGUUGUUAAGGGUCGUGGUAUCACUGCUCUUAAGGAAUGUAAUGUCAUGAACGCUUUGAAGGAUGCUGUUGAUAACAAGCGUAAUUACGAAUACAGACAAGGUGCUCUUUUCGCUUUCGAGACCUUGUCAGCUACUUUGGGUCGUUUGUUCGAACCUUAUAUUAUUCAGAUUAUUCCUCUUUUGCUUGUCUGUUCUAGUGAUGCUAACAUGGAUGUCCGUGAAGCCUCUUCUGAUGCUGCUCGUGUGAUUAUGAGUAAAGUCAGUGGUCAUUGUGUUAAGCUUAUUUUGCCCUCUAUCCUCGAAGGUUUGGAAGAACGUCAAUGGCGUACCAAGAAGGCCUCUGUCGAACUUUUGGGUUCCAUGGCCUAUUGUGCACCUAAACAAUUAUCUAUCUCUCUCCCCAAUAUUAUUCCCCGUAUUUCUGAGGUUUUGGCUGAUACCCAUUCUCAAGUUCAAGCUGCUGCUAACCGCUCACUUCAACUCUUUGGUGAGGUCAUUAGUAAUCCUGAAAUUCAAGAACUUGUUCCUGUCUUAUUGAAGGCUCUUUGUGAUCCUAACACCAAGACAUCUCCUGCUCUUUCCGCUCUUUUACAAACCUCAUUUGUGCAUUACAUUGAUCCUCCUUCUCUUGCUUUGGUUAUGCCUAUCUUGGAACGUGGUCUUCGUGAACGUGCUACUGAGAUCAAGACAAAGUCUGCUCAAAUUGUCGGUAACAUGGCUUCCUUGACCGAUCAAAAGGAUCUUGUACCUUACCUUAAUAUCAUCUUGCCCGGUCUUAACGAAGUUCUUGUGGAUCCUGUUCCUGCUGCUCGUGGUACCGCUGCCAAGGCAUUGGGUGCUCUUGUAGAGAAAUUGGGUGAAGAGAAUUUCCCUGGUCUUGUUCUUGACUUACUUGAUAUUCUUAAAACUGAUUCUGGAGGAGUUGACAGACAAGGUGCCGCACAAGGUCUUUCUGAGGUUCUUGCUGGUCUUGGUCUUGAGCGUCUCGAUGGCCUCUUACCUGAGAUUAUCUCUAGUGCCGAUUCACCUCGUUCGUAUGUCCGUGAAGGUUUUAUCUCUCUCCUUAUUUACUUACCCGCUACCUUCGGUCCUCGCUUCCAACCUUAUUUGGGUCGCAUUAUUCCUCCUAUUCUUAUGGGUCUUGCUGAUGAGUCUGAAUAUGUACGUGAAGCAUCGCUCCGUGCUGGUCGUAUGAUUGUCACCAACUAUGCUACUAAGGCUGUCGAUUUGUUGUUGCCCGAAUUAGAGAAGGGUCUCUUCGAUGAUAAAUGGCGUAUUCGUCAAAGUUCCGUUCAACUUGUGGGUGAAUUACUCUUCCGUAUCACCGGUAUCUCCUCCAAGAACAGUGAUAUGGCCCUCGGUAACGUGGAAGAACUCGGUGAUGAAGAUGCCGAUGCUGUUCAUGAUGAUUAUGGUAGUGAUUCCAAGAAGAAACAACUCGUGGAAAUUUUGGGUAAGGAGAGAAGAGAUCGUAUCUUGGCUGCUCUUUAUAUUGUUCGUCAAGAUUCUUCUGGUGUUGUCAGACAAGCUUCGCUCCAAGUUUGGAAGGCUCUUGUUGCCAACACACCUCGUACUCUCAAGGAUAUUUUGGCUGUUAUGAUGGCCAUGAUCAUCAAGAGUUUGGCUAGUGAUAACUUUGAACAACGUGCUGUUGCUGGACGUACUCUCAGUGAACUUGUCUCCAAGUUGGGUGAAGGUAUUCUUCCUGAAAUCUUACCUGUCCUUGAAGAAGGUAUGAACUCGGAUGAUGAGGCUACUCGUGUUGGUGUUACCGUUGCUUUCAGUGAGAUCAUGGCAUCUGUUGGUCGUGUCCAAGUUAUGGAUUUCGCCGAUCAAAUUAUCCCCACCAUUAAACAAGCCUUGUGUGAUCCCUCCGAUGAAGUACGUGAAGCUGCUGCUCAAGCAUUCGAUACGCUUAAUCAAAACAUUGGUUCAAAGGCUAUUGAUGUCAUCCUUCCUUCCUUGCUCAACAAGCUUCAAUCUUCCGACGAAACUUCAGCUUAUGCUUUAUCUGCCCUCAAAGAAAUCAUGUCCGUUCGUUCCAACGCUGUCUUCCCUGUACUUAUUCCUAAUCUCAUCUCUGUUCCUAUCAGUGCAUUCAAUGCUCGUGCUCUUGCUUCGCUCGUAACUGUUGCUGGUCCUGCACUUAACAAACGUUUAACAGCUAUCCUUGAAGCACUUAUUGAAUCUCUCAUGCAAGAGGAGGACGAAGAAACCAUUGAGGCACUCAAGGCUACUACCGAAGCCUUCUUGAUGUCUGUGGAUGAAGAUGAUGGUUUGCAUACCUUGACUGUUGAUCUUAUGGAAUAUGCUCGUGAUGAUGACCCAGUGAAGCGUGCUAUUGCUUGUGAUGUCGUUACACAAUUCUUUACAGAGACUGAGUUAGAUUCAUCAUACUAUAUUCCCGAUUGGAUCCAUUUGCUCUUGUUACUCUUGAACGAUCCUUCCGAGCAAGUUAUUCAAUCUGCUUGGAACGCUUUGGUUGCUGUGACCAAGUCUUUACCCAAGGAAGAAUACGAAGAAUUAGUGGUGCCUACCAAGCGUGCCAUUACCUCUGUCAGUGCUUCUGGUAUCGAUAUUCCUGGUUUCAACUUACCCAAGGGUAUCAGUUGUAUCUUACCCAUCUUCUUACAAGGUUUGAUGUACGGAUCCACUGAUGUUCGUGAACAAUCCGCACUUGCUAUUGGUGAUUUGAUUGAUCGUACGUCUGCUGCUGCACUCAAGCCUUUUGUCACACAAAUCACAGGUCCCCUUAUUCGUAUUUUGGGUGACCGUUACCCUGCUGAAGUCAAGGCUGCUAUUUUACAGACUUUGAUCUUGAUGUUACAUAAGGUGCCUAUGCAUCUCAAGCUUUUCUUGCCUCAAUUGCAACGUACAUUUGUCAAGUCAUACUCUGAUUCUACCAGUGAUGUGGUACGUGAACGUGCUGCUGCUGCCCUCAAGGUUCUCAGUACUUUGCAACCUCGUAUUGAUCCCACAGUGGCUGAAAUUCUCAAGACUGAAAACCUUUAGUUUGUUAUACAUAAAAAAAAAAAGUUGUUAAUUAUUAAUAAAAAAAAAAAACAAAAACACACACGCAAAGUAUAUAUGUGGUUUAUUGUUGUUCCAAAGAAAGACUGAAAUAAAAAGCUAGAUUUUUGUUAUGUUAUAAAAAAA
Mucor mucedo is the source of this 7466-nucleotide messenger RNA. Its product is annotated as armadillo-type protein. Gene Ontology annotation, cellular component: cytosol. Gene Ontology annotation, molecular function: protein binding; protein kinase regulator activity. Gene Ontology annotation, biological process: cellular response to amino acid starvation; regulation of translation. The record is from RefSeq and is a predicted model, not a curated record. NCBI's taxonomy places the organism in Eukaryota, Fungi, Mucoromycota, Mucoromycetes, Mucorales, Mucoraceae. Bases 84 to 7322 code for a protein of 2412 amino acids. The transcript has 5 exons.